AGCAGGGAAGAAGUUUGGACAACAACUCGGUGAGGGCGGUCGCAGGAUCUCUGCCCCGAUCGAGAACCAGUCAGCCGAGGUUGAUCCCAAUUCUAAACGAGGGAACGCCUGCAAGAUAAUCAUUGUUUUCAUCGAAAUCGGUUCUUGCUGUAACUGAGUACAAUUUUCUUCCCGAACGAAGUUUGAGAAAGGUGGAAAAAAAUAGCAGCAACUGAGAAGAGAUAGAUAGAGAGAGAGGCGGAAUGGGGGUUAUGUCCAGGCGGGUGCUGCCCGUCUGCGGUAGUAUUUGUUGCUUCUGUCCAGCUUUGAGGGCCAGAUCCCGGCAACCUGUGAAGAGAUACAAAAAGCUUAUUUCCGAUAUCUUUCCUCGCUCCCAGAUUACAGAUAAUCUAGAGCAAAGAUUUUACAAAGAACUACGCAAUGAACGGUUUCAUUUUGCGAAAGCUGUGCCUUGCGUUUACAGCAAAUUGUUAGCUUCAUGUAAGGGGCAGAUGCCGUUGUUUGCUACAAGUACGCUCUGUAUCAUACGCACUCUUCUUGAUCAAACCAGACAAGAUGAUAUGAGAAUCCUUGGUUGUCUUACUCUUGUUGACUUUCUCAAUAACCAGGUUGAUAGCACGUAUAUGUUCAACAUAGAGAGUCUUAUUCCAAAACUUUGUCAGCUUUGUCAAGAAGUCGGAGGUGAUAAGGGCCUUCUCUUGAGGUCAGCAGCAUUACAGGCUCUUUCUUCCAUGGUUCGCUUCAUGGGUGAUUACUCUCAUAUAUCCUUGGAGUUUGAUAAGAUAGUCUCAGUGACUUUGGAAAAUUAUGAGGUUCUGGUGGAUUUAGAAAAUGGGAAUCAGAAUUUGCAAAACUUGCAACCACAAUGUAUCCAGCCCCAAUCUACUAUCAUGAAAGGAGGGCAGUUAUCAUCCUUCAGGGAUUCGCUGAAGAAGGUCCCAUCAUUCCGUCUGAAGAAUAAAGCAGAUUGUGCUGCCUUACUCAGCGAUGUUUCUCGAAGCCCUUCAUAUUGGUCAAGGGUUUGUUUGCAAAACAUGGUUAACCUUGCCAAAGAAGCAACUACAAUGCGGCGAAUUUUGGAACCCAUUUUUUGUAUUUUUGAUGAGGGAAAUUAUUGGUCUCCUGAUAAAGGAAUCGCAAUUUCUGUUCUGUCUUUUGUUCAGGAAUUGAUGGAAAAAUCAGGACAAAACAAUCAUUUACUGCUGUCUAUGGUCAAGCACUUGGAUCACAGGAAUGUUGCAAAGCGGAUUGACUUGCAGGUUAACAUUAGCAAGAUUGUCACACGGAUAGCACAACAAGCACAAUUGGAAGCUUCAGUAUCUAUUAUUAAUGCAAUAGGUGACCUGAUGAGACAUUUGCGUAAAUGUUUGCAAUGUUCUAUCGAAGCAUUUAAUGUUGGAAGGGAAACCAAUGAAUGGAAUUCUAUCUUUCAUUCUUCUUUGGAAGUUUGUCUCGUGGAGCUGACAAAGAAGGUAGGAGACGUCGGACUUAUCCUUGAUAUGAUGGCUGUUAUGCUGGAGAACCUUCCUACUUCUACCAUGGCCAGAACAACUAUGUCUUCUGUUUUCAGAUCUGCACAAAUGGCAGCCUCCAUCCCAAAUUUGUCCUGUAAAAACAAGGCUUUCCCAGAAGCUCUAUUUCACCAGCUUCUCCUGGCAAUGACACACCCAGAUCACGAAAUAAGAGUUGGCUCCCAUCGAAUUUUCUCUGUGAUUAUCUUACAUUCAAAUGUUUAUCCUUGGUCUACUCCUCUCAUCUCAGCUUCAAAUGAAGCUUAUGGUCGGAGGCAAACUCUUUUGGUAGCUCUUUCUGGGUUUGCAUCUGUUGAGACUAUUUUGGAGGAGCUUAGAAAGGAAGACUGUUCUAUGGAAAAUGAAUCUACAGAACAAAAUCUUAAAUUUGCUGAUGAAGCAGAAGGUACUAGUGUGGAAGAAGCCGAGCAUGAAGAUAUCAAGCGGUGUGUGGUCUGCCCAGCUCCAGCUAUGCUGCAUAGCAUAGAGCUCUCCCUACCUUGCCUAUCUUCUGAUGGCACAUCUGAAUUGACAUCUGUAAGUUUGAGUGGUUACCAGGUGGGUCUUCUUCUGUCUUCAGUUUGGGCUCAGGCAUCCUUUCAAGAUAACACCCCAAGCAAUUAUGAGGGAAUGGCACAUACAUAUAAUCUAGCUUUAUUGCUUUCCCAAACCAAAUCAUCUGGUCAUCUGACUCUAGCCCGAGCUUUCCAGCUGGCAUUUUCUCUAAGGAGCAUCUCUCGAGACGGUGAAAAUCAUUUGCAGCCAUCUCAUAGAAGGUCUCUGUAUACAUUAUCGUCAUCCAUGCUUAUCUUGUCUGCAAAAGCAGGAGAUCUUCCUUAUUUAGUUGCUUCUAUUGAAGCACAUAUCGCCUGUGAAAUGGUUGAUCCUUACCUUCAUCUGGUUGAUGAUGGCAAACUUCUGGCAAUUUGUGUAAAAUAUCCUUCUAGUAAAGUAAUCUAUGGGUCUGAAGAAGAUAAGAUUGCUGCUUUGAAGUUCUUAGAGACUAUUAAGAGUAAUGACGAUCAACUAAGAGAAAUCAUUGCAUCUCAUUUAAUGAAGAAGUAUAAAAGAUUACCUGAGCAAGAGUUAAUGAGCAUUAAAGGGCAGCUCAGGCGUGAAUUUUCAUCCGAUGAUGUCUUUCCUAUUGGAACUCCAGUUUUCAUGGAUACACCCAAUGCUUCUUCUCCAUUUGAUGGAAAGGAAAAUGAAACUUUUGAUGAGGUUGUGGUUCCUGCUAUCUUAGAAGGUGGAGAACCAUUUUUUGAAACAUAUAAAGAUCACUCAGACCAGAAGAUAUCAGAAUCUAAAAAUUCAGUAGAUGUUCUUAAUGUCAACCAACUGAUAGAAUCAGUUCUUGAGACUGCCCAGCAGGCGGCUACACCUCCAGCCCUCACCUCCAGUGUUCCAUAUGAGGAGAUGAAGAGCCAGUGUGAAGCACUUGUUAUUGGAAAGCAACGGAAGAUGUCAGUUCUCCAAAGCUUCAAGAGUCAGAGGGGAGACUCUGAAGAUAAUAAGAAUCACCUAUCAACCAAACUCUUGCAAACCCUGCAACUCGCUGAGGCGAACCGUAUAUCAUUUGAAGACAUUAACGGUUCAAAUACAAAAUCCAUGGAGGCUGAGCAGCCAUUUAGGCUGCCACCCUCAAGUCCAUAUGACAAGUUCUUAAAAGCUGCAGGAUGGUGAGAAUAUAUACUAAAAUGGAUAUCUGGCUCUAAUUAUUUAGAACAAAGCUAAAAAAUGGAAAUGGUCAGAUCUGCUUGGGGCGGCAUUCUAUUCAUUCUUAUUAUUUUCAUUGCUGUUAUUACAAAGUAUAUUUUAAGUAUAUUUUAAUAGGAUGAUUAUACAGUUUGUAUAAGUUUCUGAGAGGUAAAUAAGAACUUUGUUUGAGGGUGUUGAUUUUAUUCCUUUUUUACUUGUAGGAUUAUCAGUUGAUCAGAUAGAACAGAAAUGUUGUAGCUUUUUCGGUGAUAGCUAAUGAUUUGAAUUCCUUGAAA
Molecule: messenger RNA, 3505 nt
Organism: Phalaenopsis equestris
Lineage: Eukaryota; Viridiplantae; Streptophyta; Magnoliopsida; Asparagales; Orchidaceae
Source: RefSeq, a predicted model, not a curated record